AUGAUCUUCAGCAUCUCUAUCCUUGUACUGUCUGUCCUCCAGCUAUGUGGGACAAUGGAGAGUGGUAUUAUUGGAGGAAGGGAAGUGAAAGCACACUCCCGACCCUAUAUGGUUUCUGUUCAGAUUAACAAAAUGCACAUGUGUGGUGGCAUGCUUAUCAAAAAAAAUUAUGUGCUGACUACAGCUCACUGUGUAGAUAAUAUUGAAUACUCUGGAAAGAACAAGCUGGAAGUGGUACUAGGAGCUCACAACAUCAGUCAAAAGGAGCCCCAACAGCAGAGAAUCACAGUGGAGAAGUACAUCAAGCAUCCCUGUUACAAGAGCAAUGAACGUACAAAUGAUAUCAUGCUACUGAAGCUGAAGUCCAAAGCCAAGCUGAAAAACGGUGUGCAAGUCAUUGAUCUUCCUAAGAAGAAUGAGAACCUUUCAGCCAAUCAAAUAUGUUCAAUAGCUGGUUGGGGCAUGACAAAACAGAACAGCGCUGCAUCAAGUGUCCUACGAGAGGUGAAGCUCAAAGUACAAGAUAUCUCUGAGUGCAAGAAGCUUUGGCAACAUUAUUUUGACACAGACAGCAUGAUCUGUACUGCCCCUGAUGGAAGAGAUGCUUUUUGUCAGGGUGAUCCAGGGAGUCCUUUAUAUCUCUGUGGAAAUGAAACCACAAGGAUUAGCUGCAUAUACCUACCUGGCAACUGCUUGAACCUUCAGUAUCCAGAGGUAUAUAUCAAGCUCUCCUACUUUCUUCCAUGGAUUAAAGAAAUAAUACACUAG
Messenger RNA from Tachysurus fulvidraco (yellow catfish), 768 nucleotides. Its product is annotated as granzyme F-like. Gene Ontology annotation, molecular function: serine-type endopeptidase activity. Gene Ontology annotation, biological process: proteolysis. The record is from RefSeq and is a predicted model, not a curated record. NCBI's taxonomy places the organism in Eukaryota, Metazoa, Chordata, Actinopteri, Siluriformes, Bagridae. The coding region runs from base 1 to 768 and encodes 255 amino acids. The transcript is spliced from 5 exons.